UUCGUAUAUUAUACGUGUAUGUACGGCAUGAUGUUGGAACUUUUUCCCCAAGAAAUACGUUUGAUGAAACAAAAAAAAAAAAAAAAUUUUUCUAGGAGCUUUCUUGGUACCGUAUCUUUUGAUGCUUUUUUUAUGCGGCAUUCCCCUGUUUUUUAUGGAAUCCUCGAUGGGCCAAUUCGGUAGCACUGGCUGUAUAACGAUGUUCCGGAUGAGUCCGCUGUUCAAAGGUGCCGGGUUUGCGAUCGUCAUAGUAAACGUCAUAUGCACAAUGUAUUACAACGUCAUAAUUGCGUACCCGCUAUUGUUCAUUUUCAUGUCCAUCAGGGGUACUUUGCCUUGGGAGAACUGCGGUAAUCCCUGGAAUACGUACGGUUGCCUCAAGUUAGGUGGUGAAGUCUUUACGGAGAAAAAUGUAACUGACCAAAUACAAUUGAUCAAAAAGACGAGAACGCCAGCGGAUGAGUUUUUUCACAAUCACAUACUGAAGAUAUCGGAUAGUAUAGAUGACAUUGGUGGCUUCGUUUGGCCGCUAUUCUUUUGUAAUUUAAUUUCAUGGAUUAUAAUUUUCUUGUGCAUUUGCAACGGCGUCAAAACAGUCGGAAAGGUGGUUUACUUCACGGCGACCUUUCCAUUCGUCAUACUCUUGGUUCUUUUUCUAAGAGGUAUCACACUACCCGGUGCCAUGGAUGGUAUUGUUUUCUAUCUGAUGCCAAAGUGGGAGGAGCUCCUGAACUUAAAAGUUUGGGCCGAUGCUGCCAUUCAAAUAUUUUUCUCCCUCGGUCCCGGCUGGGGAGGCAUUGUCAACAUGGCCAGUUAUAAUCCCUUUCGCAACAACAACAGACUAGAUUCCAUAUGGGUGCCCAUACUAAACUGCGGAACGAGUAUAUUCGCUGGUUUCGUUGUUUUUUCGGUGCUUGGAUUCAUGGCGUACAAAACUGGCCUACCCGUGUCGACCGUGGCCACUGGAGGUCCGGGAUUGGCUUUCGUGACCUACCCAGAGGCCAUAACCAUGCUCCCCUUCCCCCAAGUUUGGGCCGUGCUCUUUUUCUUCAUGCUCUACCUCUUGGGCAUGGACAGCUGUUUUGUACAAAUCGAAGCCAUCAUAUCAAGCGUGACGGAUGCGUACCCGCGAUUGAGGAAGCGAAAACAUUUGGUCACCUUGGGAUCGUUGGUUGUUUUAUUCUUAGGAUCGUUGAUUUUCGUGACAAACGGUGGAAUGUACAUCCUCCAAGUGUUCGACUGGUACGCGGCAUCGAUCUCCGUCAUUUCCAUCUGCCUCGUUGAAGUUAUCGUCGUCGGAUGGACUUAUGGCUGCAGGAACUUUGUGCGCGACGUCGAGUUUAUGAUAGGCGAGAAAUUGCACUGGUGGUGGCCGCUUUGCUGGAAGUACACCACGCCCGUCAUACUAUCGUUCAUCUUCGUAACGACGAUACUGUUCAACACACGAGUAACUUACAACGGGGCGGCCUACCCGGAAUGGGCCAUAGCGCUGGGCUGGUGUUCGUGUCUCGUGAGCAUGCUGUACAUCCCCGGCUACGCGAUUUUCUACUUGCUCUUCGGAAAGGGAACGAUGAAGGAGAAAAUCCGGUAUGGCACGAAUCCCACGGAAGAAUGGGGUCCGCAAAAGGCGGAGUAUCGGGAGGCUUGGGAAAAGUGCGUCAAGAGCAAACGAGCCAUGAGCGAUCACGCGUUCGUCAAUGGCGUUAAAGUUACGAGAUGCUGACCACAUACAUAUAUGUGUGAUAAGGAGGAGGGUAUGGAGAUUAAUUUUUGAGACAUGACAAUCCAUGGAUGUUUUGUACUACGUGCAGACAAGUUUUUUUUUUUUUUUUUUUUUCCAUCUACAAUGUACCAUCGUUGAAGGAUAAUGACAAAAAAAAAAAAAAAAAAAAAUACAGAAAUGUGAAACGAACGUGCAUGCAUUGUAUAUGUGUAUCUUCGAAAACGAAAAAAACAAAAAACAAAGUUCACCAAUCACAG
Molecule: messenger RNA, 1980 nt
Organism: Copidosoma floridanum
Lineage: Eukaryota; Metazoa; Arthropoda; Insecta; Hymenoptera; Encyrtidae
Product: sodium- and chloride-dependent glycine transporter 1-like
Biological process (GO): sodium ion transmembrane transport; amino acid import across plasma membrane; nitrogen compound transport
Cellular component (GO): plasma membrane
Molecular function (GO): amino acid:sodium symporter activity
Source: RefSeq, a predicted model, not a curated record